AUGGCCAGCUCCGAUCUUUCUCCAGAGACUUACGCUAUCGGCAUUAUUUGCGCACUUUUUGAGGAGAAGGCGGCAGUAGAAGCAAUGCUAGAUGAAGAGCAUGAGGCACUGGAUCAAAAAUCGGAGGAUCCCAACAGCUAUACUUUCGGCAAAAUUGGUAAGCACAAUGUCGUUAUUGCCUGCCUCCCAGGCGGUCACCAAGGCAAAGCUGCGGCUGCUACUGUUGCUAUACACAUGACACGCAGCCUUCCUAUCAAACUCGGUCUCAUGGUAGGCAUCGGUGGAGGGGUACCAAGCCAGAUACCCAACGUUCGGCUAGGAGAUGUGGCAGUGAGCCUUCCAGUAGGCACACACGGAGGUGUCAUACAAUACGAUUUAGGCAAGAUGGAGCCGGACGGCUUCCGCCGUAAAGGACAUCUGGACAAGCCUCCAAAGGCACUCCUAAGCGCUGUUACUUCACUUCGAGCAAAGCAUGAGAGGCAUGAGCCUGAUUUUCCGAGAUAUCUCUCCGCGAUAUCAGAAAAUCGAAGGAUGGCGAAGAAGUACGGCUUUCAGGGAUCUGAGAACGACCAGUUGUUCGACAACAACAACCAGCCCCUCACUCGCGAGCCACGCGAAGAUGAUCAACCCCUCGUCUUCUACGGUACUCUUGGUUCAGGCGAUCUGGUGGUGAAGGACAGCGAAGCACGAGAUUUGCGAGCAGCAGGUGACAAAAUCAUCUGCUUCGAGAUGGAGGCGGCGGGACUCAUGAACGAUUUUCCUUGCUUGGUUAUCCGCGGUAUUUCAGACUAUGCCGACUCACGCAAGAACGACCGAUGGCAACCUUACGCAGCUGCAACAGCGGCUGCAUAUGCAAAAGAGCUCUUGAGUGCAGUCAGUGUGCAAGAGAUAGAGAAACUUGGUCCUGCGAGAAAACAUUCGGUUCCAUUUAGCCUUAAAGGCAUCCCUGCAAUUGAUCACUUUGUGCAACGUGAUAAAGAGAUGCAGAAACUCGAGGAUUUCUUCUUCAACCAGAUGUCGCAACCUGUUCGUCGCAAAGUAUUCGUCGUCCACGGUCUUGGUGGCAUUGGCAAGACACAACUUUGUAUCGAGUUUGCUCGGAAGCACCAAGCGCAGUACACCGCAGUCCUAUGGAUGGAUGGAUCAUCCGAGGACGCUUUGCAACAAUCAUUUGUCAAUUCUUUUUUUAUGCUACCACCCGAGGAGAUGCCGGUAGCACUAGUCGAAGCAGUCAAACGUCAGGAAGCCAGUCCAGAAGUCAUAGUACAAGGAGUGCUUGACUGGUUGUCUCUUCCCUCGAACCAGAGAUGGCUUCACAUCAUCGACAAUGUGGACCACGAUUUCAUUGUCAAAUGUAACGAUCCACUAGCCUACGACUUGACGAAAUAUUCUGCACAAGUAGAUCAUGGCAGCUUACUCAUCACAAGCAGACUUUCGACAUUGGCGAUACCUCAAAAUGCUCAUCAAUUGACAGAAAUGAAUCUCGAAGAAGCACGUGCACUGUUCGAGGAUCACAGAGGGCAGCCAGUAUCGGGUCAACCAGCUCGCGAUGAGUCGAAAGACCUUGAGAGCCUUCUCCAAAAGCUCCAGGGUAUGCCUCUUGCUCUAGCUCAAGCUGGAACAUAUAUUCGCCAUACCAAUAUGAGCAUUUGCGAGUAUCUGGAUUACUACAACAGCACUUGGGACGAUUUGGUUGAAGCACAGAAUUCGUAUCCACUGCAAGAAUAUGCUCACAGAAGCAUGUUGACUACUUGGAGGAUCUCGUAUCAGCAAGUGGAGAGUCAGGACUGGGAAGCAGCCACACUAUUGAAGUUGUGGGCUUUCCUCGAUCCAAAAGAUAUGUGGUAUGAGUUGAUCGCUUGUGCAAUCCGGCUUGAGUCUCAAAUUGACAUACCAGAAUGGCUGUCAACACUGGCUAAGACACAUUUGAAGUUCCGAGGUGCGCUUGGCCUUCUGGAGAAAUAUUCUCUUGUAAACAACGGAACAGAUAACGACAACUAUUCUAUGCAUGCUGUCUUGCAUUCAUGGUGUCGUCAUCUAGCAUCCACGAGUAGUAAAAGCCAGGUCUUCUCUGAGCUCGCAGUCAGCGUUGUCGCGCAGAUGUUGCUACGCGAGGACGACAAGGACCGUGCAGCCUUAUCAAGACGUCUACUCCCGCACGGUCAACAACUGCUGUGCCGAUUACGACUUGGUGUGGUAUGGAGGCCAUCACAUAUUCCAUCUGGAGCAUAUACCAAAUUGGCCCAGAUCUUUGAAUACAACCAUGCAUUUGAUGAGGCUGCGGAAUUUCACGAGCGCGACUUGGAAAAUAGCGAGAAGGUUUACGGUGAAGAUGAUACGAGGACCCUGCGAGCUGCGUACACCCUUGCUGAUAUGUAUACGGAGAUCGGAAAAUACGCAGAGUCACAACAGCUAGCUGAGCGCGCUUUGGCUGUCUACGAGGGAUUGCUCGUCUCGGAUUCCGACGAUUCUGCAAUCAUCUCGGAGCAAAUGAUAGGCACCCUCAUAUGUCUAGGCAGAAAUUUCAAGCUCCAAAACCGGCUGGAAGAUUCAGAAGACAUGUUUAAGAGAGCGGUAGCAGUAUCUGAACAGCAUCAGCAAGAAGAUGCAACUUAUGGACAUGCACUUCCAGCCAUGAUUAGCCUGGGCCACAUGUAUAUUCGUGAGGCCAGGCACACAGAGGCGGAAGUCAUCUUUGAGCGAGCGCUAUCAGUGAGUUUGAAGGUCUUUGGUCCAGAUAAUCGAUUCACUUGUAGAGUCUUGUCAGGGCUUUCCGAGGUUUACGACAAACUUGGCAAGGUUGUGGAAGCGAAAAUGAUGGUCGAGCGAGCAGCAACAGGGUUCGAAAAGAUAAAACCUGAAACCUGCAAAUACGCUUUCGAAGUUGCUAGAGAGAGGAUCGAGUUGUUCGAGAGGCAAGGCAAGCUCGCAGAAGCUUCGGAGCUCGCUGAGCGGGUCCUAAUAGAAAAUGAGCACAGAUUAGGUCUGCAUCAUCGAUAUACAAUACAAGCCGCCUCCAGGCUAGCCGGCCUUUACAGCCAGACAGGCAGACGGCAAGAAGCAAGAACCUUGUGCGAACAACUGAUUUCGAGACUCGAGCAUACGUUUGGUCUCCACGACCAGUUCUCGUUACGCGUCAUGGAUUCCCUCGCGUGCGUCUAUGCCAACAACCUUGAAAUGCUAUCUGAGGCAGCAGAUCUAUUUGAAAGAGUACUCAAGAAACGUGAGGAAUUGCUGGGAGCAGAUCACAACAAGACACUACAGUCGGUUUACAAUCUAUUUUGUGUCUACGGGAUGCAGGGUGAUAAAAUUCGAGAAGCGGAGAUGCGUGAGCGGGUUUUGAAGUAA
Messenger RNA from Aureobasidium melanogenum CBS 110374, 3348 nucleotides. RefSeq lists its product as uncharacterized. The transcript is spliced from 2 exons. Lineage: Eukaryota; Fungi; Ascomycota; Dothideomycetes; Dothideales; Saccotheciaceae. The record is from RefSeq and is a predicted model, not a curated record. Gene Ontology annotation, molecular function: catalytic activity; ADP binding; protein binding. Gene Ontology annotation, biological process: nucleoside metabolic process. The coding region runs from base 1 to 3348 and encodes 1115 amino acids.